Messenger RNA from Spodoptera littoralis (African cotton leafworm), 564 nucleotides. The record is from the annotation of a GenBank genome assembly. NCBI's taxonomy places the organism in Eukaryota, Metazoa, Arthropoda, Insecta, Lepidoptera, Noctuidae.
AUGCACGCGCGCGGCGUCGUGCACCGUGACUUAAAAAUGGAAAACAUCAUGUUGGACAGUACUAAGCAAUUCAUCAAAAUAGUCGACUUCGGACUUUCAAAUAUGUGGAGCGGCGGGGCGGCACUGCGGACUCCGUGCGGAUCGCUGGAGUACGCGGCCCCUGAACUCUUCGUGGACGGUCGGCGAUACGGACCUGAAGUCGACUUAUGGAGCAUAGGUGUGAUCGUGUACGGCAUGGUGACGGGCGGGCUGCCGUUCACUGGCGCGGAGGGCGGCGAGGGCAAGUCCCGGCCGCAGCUCCGCGCCGCCAUCUCGCGCGGCUUCACGCGCAAGCAGCGCGCCGCACUCGCCUGCGUCACGCCAGAGUGUAAGGCGUUUAUUCAACAUCUGUUGGAGCCAAACGUAGAGCUCCGGAUGAAGAUAGAGGAAGCAUCUCGUCAUCGCUGGGUGCGGAGACCUGGCAUGAGGAUGAAGACACAUCCGUUCGGCACUAUAGACCCGGUCGUCAACAGAGAGGUACCACCCCGACCGCCCCGCGACACGUUGUUGACCGGCGUCAGUUAG